CCGAUCCAGCAAGUCGGUUUGAGUGUGUGUCGUGCGCUCGCCUGAAAGUUCCGUCCACCGUGUGCAUUGUUCUUGUGUUUUGCGCGGUACAACGCGGGUGCAACUUACAUCCCGAAAGCGUGUGCGUGGGUGCAUCCAUUGUAACGGUGAGCUUCAAUCGCGAAAGUUCAAGUGCUCGAGCGCGCGCGCGCUCGUGUGUGUAAGUGUGUAUGCGCUAGUGUCAAUUAUCGUACUAUAUAAUCCAGCGCCGGGUUGAAAGACCACUUACCCCCAACAAACACUGUAGAAAAUUAAAAAAAAAACAAAAAACAGCAAAACAAUGUCGCCUCUCGGGUUCAACGAUCCGCUGACGGCGAUAGCAUCCGUAGUUACGGGGGUUGCGAUCGUACUGUCACUAAUCAAAUACUACCUCUACCUCACCUGCGGCCACUUUACCUCCACUCGAAAGAUGGAAGGCAAGACGGUGAUCAUUACCGGUGCAAACUCGGGCAUUGGCAAGGAAACUGCCCGUGAUUUGGCUAAACGAGGUGCCCGCAUCAUUAUGGCCUGCCGGAACAUGGAAACGGCGAAGCAGGCGCAAGAUGAGAUAGUGAAGGAAACGGGCAACCAGAACGUAACCGUGCUGAAGCUCGAUCUCAGCUCGCAAAGUUCGGUGCGCGAGUUUGCGGCCGAAGUGGUGCGAACCGAGCGUAAGCUGGACGUACUGAUCCACAAUGCCGGGUUUGCGGAGACGUUCCGGAAGUCAAAGUCCGUCGAUGGUAUCGAGUUCACGAUGGCCACCAACCAUUACGGGCCGUUCCUGUUGACACACCUGUUGAUCGAUCUGCUGAAGCGUACCGGGCCGAGCCGUAUCGUGGUGGUCGCGUCCGAGCUGUACCGUUUCGCAUCGGUCAACCUGGACAAUCUGAACCCGGUGGGUAGCCUGCCCGCGUACCUGUACUACGUGUCGAAGUGUGCCAACAUUAUGUUUACGCGCGAGCUGGCCCGCCGGCUCGAGGGUACGUCCGUGACGGCCAACUGUCUGCAUCCGGGCAUGAUCGAUUCCGGCAUCUGGCGCAACGUACCGUUCCCGCUAACGCUGCCGAUGCGCGUGAUCAAGAGCUUCUUCAAGACGAAUGCCGAGGGUGCGCAAACGUCACUGUAUCUCGCCUGCUCGGAGGAGGUGCAGGGUGUCACCGGGAAGUACUUCAUGGACUGCAAGGAGGCGAACCUGAGCGCGGGCAUUUGCGACAUGGAGAGGGCCCGCAAGCUGUGGGACGAGUCGGCGAAGAUCGUCAAGCUGACUGAGAGUGAUCCCAAAAUCUAAGCCCCAGCCGUGGUUGGAAUCGACGCCGUCCAGACAUUCUCCGUCCGUGCAUGUUGUUCGUCCAUUAAGUGUGUUUUUCUUUUACUCUAGCAUUUAACGUCACAUGAU
Messenger RNA from Anopheles moucheti, 1414 nucleotides. Its product is annotated as retinol dehydrogenase 14. The coding region runs from base 320 to 1306 and encodes 328 amino acids. The record is from RefSeq and is a predicted model, not a curated record. The transcript has 4 exons. Lineage: Eukaryota; Metazoa; Arthropoda; Insecta; Diptera; Culicidae.